AAAUGAAUGAAAAGCAAUUUCAUUUCUGUGUUUGAAGGUGUACACACACCUGCAUGUGAUCGAAGAGAGGAUGAACCAAAGCCUGGCUCUGCUCUAUAAGGUCCCCGGCCUAGCUGAGAAACUUCACGACGAAAUCCAGGAGUUAGUGAGAACAGAGAGGGGGGACAUCAGCGAACUCAUGACCACUUCCUUUUCUGAGACGCGCACCACAGAGGAGCUGCUUCCUGCCGAGAGCGCGGAAGAGCGAGACGAUGAGGAGGAAGAGGACAGAGCUUUCCAGAACCGCCCCUACCCACCACGCAUCGACCCCCAGCCUAACGAUAAGAAAGUGUCAUCAGUAGAUGAGUAUGACUACACCACCUCUGAGAGAGGACCAACUUAUGAAUACGAGGAGAAGAUCAACACCUCUGUAGAGCUGAAGCAGGUGGUCUACAAGUCUCCAGGAAUCCAGAGAGAUGAGCUGCAGCCGGACGUUUUGGAGACAUUUAACCGCGGGGCAAUGGUGGGGCUGUUGGUGGUUGCCGUGGCCAUCGCUAUGGUGAUGGUCAUCAGCUUGUUGCUAGUCCGCCGUAAGCCAUAUGGAACCAUCAGCCAUGGCAUAGUAGAGCAGGUCGACCCCAUGCUGACCCCCGAGGAAAGACAGCUCAAUAAGAUGCAGAAUCACGGCUAUGAAAACCCCACUUACAAAUUCUUCGAGCAAAUGAACUGAGGAGGGCUCUGCAGUCUCAAGGCCAUGCCCUCCCCUCUCGCCUCCCGUUUUUCGAUUGGGGUUUUCACGGCAACCCCCUCUCCCUUGUACUGUAUGUAUGUCUAUAUGACCGAUGUUCAAAAUGUACAACAAACCCGGCACGUAAAUAGGGAGUUUGUAGUAAAACGUUUGCAUACUACUCUCUCAUCAGGGAGAGAGAACACUAAUAAGAGAAUCCGCAGUCCACCGAGAGCUCCUUUAUCCCCCGGUUUUUGCUUUCAUUCAUGAGGGUGUGGCCGUGCCGAGCAUGAUCGGCGGUUUUAAAAUCUUGGAAUAGUGUCACACAUUCUUUCCGAAUGAAUUACAUGUUUCAAAGAAGCUAAACCGUGUUCAACAUGAAUGGUUUGUUUUGUCGUUUCUAUUUUCAAAGCAGAGUUUAUUUCAUGGUGAAACUGUGAUAUGAAUGAAAUAAUAUAUUUUUGAGUUCACUACAGAAACCCGGGAGGGAAUUCGAGACAUUUUGGCCCUCUUAAAGUCAUUUUAGGAUAUAAACUGCUAGACUCAUUUUGUUUUAAUAAGACUUCAGAUAUAAAAGGAACAAGGUUUGUAUUCACAUAUAACUAAACCAUCAAACAUUCUGGUAGAUUAUUAGUCUCAAUCACACCGUAAGAAACUGAAUCAGUGUUUUAAAUGUACCACGAACGUUCAUUGAAUAAUACUACCCGAAAGCUUAGAAUAUUUUUCUGGUAUUGCUUCUUUAAAAGUCAAUUCUAAGUAAUCUGAAGUCCAUACGCGUAAAGAAAAGCAUGCAAAAUUUGGUGUAUGAUGCUAUAACGUACUUGUGUUGGUCCUGUUUCUUGCUUUUUGAUAAAAAUGAAAAUAUCACAGUGCAACAAUGACGUGUACAUAACUAAAGACGUAACUCGAAUAGACGUUUCUAUCAUUAAUUUGUAUCGACGCAACGUGUGGACAUAAAGAUGAUCUUGUGCUGCUCACACAGAGAACGAAACAUUUCCUAACAUGGCUGAAUGAAAACGGACUGUUGAAUAAACCAGCACAAGAAAAUGACACAGUAACUCCUGACUGAAUGUAUCUUCGGUAGACAUAGGCUCCAUUCACCGUUCCCUCCUGACACGCCACAGCGGUUAGAGCGUAGGUUAGUUAGCUUAGCUAAUCGCUCCGUUUUCAUACAGUAGUUGAUUUAACUGUCGAGGGUUUUGUGUUGUGUGACUGAAACUAGUACAUCGUCACCUGUGAAAGGUGGUAAACAACUUUGACUGACACCAAAACUGGUUUAAGUUUCUACAUGUGUCACUAAGGCCUGAAAAUCAAGUUUGUUUGUUUUUAAAAUUAGAGGGUUAUAGAGUUAUCUGUCUAUUGCAUUUCUGUUCUAGUACAUGAUUGAAAUUUUAAAUCAAAUUUUUUGGUGUCUGUGCCUGUGACACAAAUAAUGUUAACACAACAAUUUACUGUUAGCCUGUUGUAGAAAGGACAUGUCUUGCUCUAAAUCUUUUUAUUAGUAGAACAAACACAUUUUUGAGAAGAAUACGGAAUCAUCAUGUGUUUAUUACGUGACAUAUCAACAGAAGUGAAACCAAAAUGUGGGCCCAGUAUGUUUAUGUUUUUCGUUUCUUCAGUCCAAAACUACACGUUUCUAUAAACCAAACCAAACUCCGUCCUGUGAAAUUGUAGCUCAUAUUUAUUUUAGAGUUAUUUUCUGAGUCAAGAUGCACCAAACAUAAUGACAUGAUCGUUUGUAUUUGAUUGCAUUGCCUUUUUUGUCUUCCUUUGUCACAUUUGAACACACCUGAAGCGAAACCAAACCACAAAAAUGCUCAUUUACCCUCAACUUCCUCACAGCUCUGGAAUAUUUGAUUGAACGGAAGCUGUACUACUUAUUUUUAAGGCAUUAUCAGAAGCAUAAUGGUUCAUAAAUCUCUCCAGAUUAGAAUUAACUUAAUUCAACACAUGGCACCAGAUGCUCACGGCACUUAAAACGGAUCGUGGAUAGCCUGCUGUCUUGAUCGCUCUGAGGUGUAUUUAUGAAUUGUGAUCAGCUAACAUUGUGGUUUGAUGCCCUAAUUUAGGACUCUUAUAUAAGAUUUUGUACCAGCAUCAGGCAGAUUUAGGACAAUGAUUUUACAUUUAUAUGUGUCUUCUCUUGUUGAGAUGACUCCUCCCUCUCUUAUCCUGAACCAAUAGAAAUGUAAACAAAGUUACGGAUGUUUUAACUGCUGCAUUAUUGCCUUUUUCAAUGCUGUGUUUUGGAUGUAAUUAUAUGUAUUUUUAUUUAAGUCAAUAUUAAUUGGAGUUUGGGUCAUUUGCUAUAUAGAUUUGGACUGUAAACACUGAACGGGUCUGAUCAACAUCAUGCUUGAAAACUAAUUAACUGAGAGCACAACUGUAUCCAGAUUCAUUUGUGUCCAUUCAUCAGUACUUCAAAAUCUUUCCUUGUCUUGCUGAAUUCAUUACUGAAGAAUCAAUACAGUGAAGGUUAAGAUGGAAACGCAUAUAGUCUAGAUCUAAUGUGUUGAACAUCCUAUACACCCCAGUUUUAUCUUUCAAAUUUCUAGCAUGUAUUGAAGAUGCAGCUUAAUAAUGUAAAAUAAUUGGUUACUAUAAGAUGGAAUUUGGCGAAUUGGUGCUUUAAGGAACUUCACAGAAUUCGUCAUUUAAGCUACUGAAACCAAUGCAAUGAAAUAAGCUGAUCUGGAAUCAUUCUGAAUUUCACCAAAGACAUGUUCUGGAUAUGAUUGGAAGGCCAAAUAAUGUGUUGUAUUUUUAAUUGACAUGUAUUGUAAGAGCAAGCAACCUGUGAACUGAUCUGGCUUGUUGUACUUGCAUUAAAAUGACAAUAAAAUUAUAAAUGACCCACAUAA
Molecule: messenger RNA, 3567 nt
Organism: Megalobrama amblycephala (Wuchang bream)
Lineage: Eukaryota; Metazoa; Chordata; Actinopteri; Cypriniformes; Xenocyprididae
Product: amyloid beta precursor like protein 2-like
Exons: 7
Coding region: 71-709 (212 amino acids)
Biological process (GO): axonogenesis; central nervous system development
Cellular component (GO): plasma membrane; Golgi apparatus
Molecular function (GO): alpha-2B adrenergic receptor binding; alpha-2A adrenergic receptor binding; alpha-2C adrenergic receptor binding
Source: RefSeq, a predicted model, not a curated record